This is a messenger RNA of Tarenaya hassleriana, 1786 nucleotides long. Its product is annotated as putative cyclin-A3-1. Gene Ontology annotation, biological process: regulation of cyclin-dependent protein serine/threonine kinase activity; mitotic cell cycle phase transition. The transcript is spliced from 7 exons. Lineage: Eukaryota; Viridiplantae; Streptophyta; Magnoliopsida; Brassicales; Cleomaceae. The record is from RefSeq and is a predicted model, not a curated record. Gene Ontology annotation, molecular function: cyclin-dependent protein serine/threonine kinase regulator activity. The coding region runs from base 215 to 1345 and encodes 376 amino acids. Gene Ontology annotation, cellular component: cytoplasm; nucleus; cyclin-dependent protein kinase holoenzyme complex.
CAAAGCAAAAGAUUUUGCACAGAGCGCCACUCCCCCAAUUGGUUUUUUUUCAAAAUCCCUCUAAUGGCGCUUCUUCUUCUUCUUCUUCUUCUUCUUCUUCUUCGCUUCCCAUUUUAUCUUCUCCUCCACGACCCUUCUUCGUCUCGCCCCUCCUCUUUUGAUUGCACCCUCCUCUCUCCUCUCUCGACCCCAAAGCUCGACUCUUUCUUCUGUAAUGGCCAAUCAAGAGUCCGCUUGCCUCAGGGUCACUCGGGCCAUUAAGAAGAGAUCCGCUGCGGCGGCCGCUAUGGCGGAGGUGGAGGAUUGUCCGGUGGGGAAAAGAAGGGUUGUGUUGGGCGAGCUUAAGAAUCUAGCGAACAUUGUCGUUUCUGUUAACCCUAAUUUGGGGAAGGAGACCCAGAAGGCGAAGGGUAAGGGUAAGGGCAGGGUCGCGAAGGCGAAGAGGGUUUUGAUUCCGGCAACGGAGGAAGAUGAAUCGGCGGCCACUGAUAUUGACGCUAAGUCUGAUGAUCCCCAGAUGUGUGCGGCUUACGUUAAGGACAUAUUCGAGUAUUUGUGUAAAAUGGAGGCUGAACCUAAUAGAAGAGCUUCUCACAAUUAUCUUGAGAAGAUUCAGAACGACAUAACUGCAAAUAUGAGAGGGGUUUUGGUGGACUGGUUGGUGGAAGUUGCAGAGGAAUACCGACUUGUAGCCGACACUCUCUAUCUCACUGUCAACUACGUCGACAGAUUCCUGUCUCAGAAAUCGCUCGAACGGAAGAAGCUUCAGCUUCUGGGCGUCUCUUCGAUGCUUAUCGCCUCAAAGUAUGAAGAGAUCAAACCACCGAAUGUGGACGACUUUUGCUAUAUAACCGAUAAUACUUACACGGGAGAAGAGGUCGUGAAGAUGGAAGCCGACAUACUUUCGGCGCUGAAGUUUGAAUUGGGCAGCCCAACAGCUGUCACGUUUUUGAGGCGAUUUAUCAGGAUCUCGCUGGAGGAUUACAAUAACUCCAAUUCUCAGCUCGAGUUCUUGGCUCAUUAUCUUGCGGAGUUGAGUAUGUUAGAUUACGAGUGCGUAAAGUUCUUGCCAUCUCUCGUUGCUGCAUCUGCUAUGUUUCUUGCAAGAUUCAUAAUCCGGCCAAAGGCACAUCCUUGGUCAGAAAGCCUUCAGCGAUACACGAAAUAUCGACCAGCCGAUGUAAAACAAUGUGCCUCUGCCCUGCACGACUUGUAUCUGAGAAGACGGGGGGCCGGAUUGCACUCUGUAAGAGAUAAAUACAGUCGAGACAAGUUUGAGGCCGUAGCCAACACACCCGCUCCACCGGUAAUACCAGAAUCGUUCUUCUUCGAUAUCACGCCGUGAAACCUGAAAUCGGUCAUCUGGGUACUGGCAUUUGUAAAGAUAAGAAGGAAGAUAAGGCAACAGCAAUGGCAAAGUAUGGAAUUGGAGCAGAACUUCGUAUGGAACGAGGCAAUGCCUAGUGAUGAUCAUUAUCUUUGGUGAAAAGAUCCAUGAUUUGCUGAAUCCAUCCAAAGGCCAUCACAGAGGAGGCUGUGAAGAACCUGUGCUGUUUUCUCAAGAAUCAAGAAUUGGGAGGGAAGGAGAUGUCUGAAUUUAGAUGGCCCCACACGAACGAAUUUAGGACAAGAUAGCUGAAGGCCUGAAGCUACCCAUUCUUUUUCUUCGCUUUUGUCGUGUUCAGUUUCUUGUAUAAAGUUUUGAUUCUGUUGUCCUUUUGUCUGGUGAAUCCAAUAAACUAGGUAAUGCAAAAGGUGAAGGCUUUCUUACAACUCAAUUCGAUUA